Messenger RNA from Dromaius novaehollandiae (emu), 2661 nucleotides. It is a transcript of the gene MPP2, whose product is annotated as MAGUK p55 scaffold protein 2. The record is from RefSeq and is a predicted model, not a curated record. NCBI's taxonomy places the organism in Eukaryota, Metazoa, Chordata, Aves, Casuariiformes, Dromaiidae. Gene Ontology annotation, molecular function: protein binding. The coding region runs from base 82 to 1740 and encodes 552 amino acids. The transcript is spliced from 12 exons. Gene Ontology annotation, cellular component: plasma membrane; cell-cell junction.
CGUCCCGGCGGUGCCAGGCGCGAGGGGCCGGCGGGGGCCUGGCCAGCAGCAGGGCCGCCGCGCCACUCGCCCGCCGCAGAGAUGCCCGCGGCCGCCUCCGGCUCCGAGGGGGCCAUGCAGCAGGUCCUGGACAACCUCAUCGCCCUCCCCAACUCGCCGGUGGCCGCAGACCUGGACCUCAUCUUCCUCCGCGGCAUCAUGGAGAGCCCAAUAGUAAGGUCCUUGGCGAAGGCGCACGAGCGGCUGGAGGAGACGAAGCUGGAGGCGGUGCGGGACAACAACGUGGAGCUGGUGCAGGAGAUCCUGCGCGACCUGGGGCGCCUGGCGCGGCCGGACGGCGCCGCGGCCGAGCUGGCCCGCAUCCUGCGCGAGCCCCACUUCCAGUCGCUGCUGGAGACCCACGACUCGGUGGCCUCCAAGAGCUACGAGACGCCCCCGCCCAGCCCCGUGCUGGAUCCGGCCUUCAGCAACCAGCCGGUGCCCCCCGACGCCGUGCGCAUGGUCGGCAUCCGCAAGACGGCCGGGGAGCACCUGGGGGUGACGUUCCGGGUGGAGCGGGGCGAGCUGGUCGUCGCCCGCAUCCUGCACGGCGGCGUGGUGGACCAGCAGGGCCUGCUGCACGUGGGCGACGUCAUCCGCGAGGUGGACGGGCGCGAGGUGGGCAGCGACCCGCGGGCGCUGCAGGAGCUGCUGCGCGACGCCAGCGGCAGCGUCGUCCUCAAGAUCCUGCCCAGCUACCAGGAGCCUCACCCGCCGCGGCAGGUCUUCGUGCGGUGCCACUUCGACUAUGACCCCGGCUGCGACAGCCUCAUCCCCUGCAAGGAGGCCGGCCUCCGCUUCGCCGCCGGCGACCUGCUGCACAUCGUCAACCAGGACGACCCCAACUGGUGGCAGGCGUGCCACGUGGAGGGCGGCAGCGCGGGGCUCGUCCCCAGCCAGCUCCUGGAGGAGAAGCGGAAAGCCUUCGUCAAGCGGGACCUGGAGGUGCCCCCCCCGGCCGGCGCCCUGUGCGGCAGCCUCAGCGGCAAGAGGAAGAAGAGGAUGAUGUACGUGACGACGAAGAACGCCGAGUUCGACCGGCACGAGCUGCUCAUCUACGAGGAGGUGGCGCGGAUGCCGCCCUUCCGGCGGAAAACGCUGGUGCUCAUCGGGGCGCAGGGCGUCGGGCGCCGCAGCCUCAAGAACAAGCUGCUGCUCUCGGACCAGGCGCGCUACGGCACCGCCGUGCCCCACACCUCGCGCAAGCCCAAGGGCGGCGAGCGCGACGGCCACGGGUACCGCUUCGCCUCGCGGGGCGAGAUGGAGGCGGACAUCCGCGCCGGGCGCUACCUGGAGCACGGCGAGUACGAGGGCAACCUCUACGGCACCCGCCUCGACUCCAUCCGCGCCGUGCUGGCCGCCGGCAAGGUGUGCGUCCUCGACGUCAACCCCCAGGCGGUCAAGGUGCUGAGGACGGCCGAGUUCGUGCCCUACGUGGUGUUCAUCGAGGCGCCCGACUGCGAGACGCUGCGGGCCAUGAACCGGGCGGCGCUGGCCAGCGGCGUGGCCACCAAGCAGCUCACGGACGCCGAGGCGCGGCGCACGGUGGAGGAGAGCGGCCGCAUCCAGCGCGGCUACGGCCACUACUUCGACCUCAGCCUGACCAACGCCGACCUGGAGCAGACGUUCGGGCGGCUGCGCGAGGCCGUGGAGCGCCUGCGGGCCGAGCCCCAGUGGGUGCCCGUCGCCUGGGUCUACUAGCGGACCCCCCCCCCCCGGCGCCGGGGGAGCCCACUGGUGUGAUGAGCUCACCGUGCUCAGCGCGGCUGGGCUGGGAGCCCGGGGGGGGGGGGGGGGGCUGAGCCCUCUGGAGAGCCCCUUCCCCCCCCACCCCAGCCCGUCCCCGCUCUCCCUCCCGUCCUGAUUUUGGGGGGGGGCCCAUGAGCCGGGAUGGGCCCCCCCCUGCACUGUGUCUUUGAGGGGUGCAGGGCUCUGCCCCACCCCGUCCCCAGCGCCCACACAGCUGAUUCACUGCCAAAACUGUCCCCAAAUCCCCCCACUUUUAUCCUGUUAUUCCCCCCCCCGGCACCACAGGUUUGGGGGGGGGCUGGGGACUCGGGUGGCCAUGGGGAAGCGUGGCCUCUCGCCAGGGCGGUGUGUGGGUCGGGACCCCCCCUUGCCCCCCACCGGGACCCUCUGUGCACCCAUGCUGGGGUGGGGACACCCCCCUGCCCCUCGUGACCCCCCUGUCCCCCCCCAUCACCCCUUCCUAGGUAGCAAUAACCCCGUGCCGUCCCCCUGCUCCCCUGCCCUGUAAUUAACCUUGUAAUUAACCCUGUAAUUAACCCUGUAAUUAACCCCCCCCCGAGGAGGGGGCUGGGGCUGCCGGCUGCUGCCGGGGGGAGUCGGGGGGGUGCCGGGGGGUGACCCCGAGGGACGGGACCCUGCCGGCUCCGGGGCUGCAGGGCCGGGCGUGCACGGACAGGCAUGUGCACAUGCGUGUGCAGGCGUGUGCAGGCGUGUGCCCCCCCCCCCGCGUGCCCCAGCCCCCGCACGCAGCUGCGUGUGCCUGGUAGCAGCCGGUAGCCUGGUGCCCCCCCGCGGCGCCUGGGCCCCCCCGGGGCUGCUGCCCCUUUUCGUACUUUGCCGUUAAUUUUAUUAAAGAUAAAGGAGAGAAAAGCA